AUGGAAAACCCGAUGCAGCCAGCGCCGCCGCCUCCUCCUCGGCGGCGGCCGGAGAUGGGCAACCACCAGCCCAACCACCCACCGCCGCCGCCCCAGAAGUGCCCACGCUGCGACUCCACCAACACUAAAUUCUGCUACUACAACAACUACAGCCUUGCCCAGCCCCGCUACUUCUGCAAGGCUUGCCGGAGGUAUUGGACCCAAGGCGGAACCCUAAGGAACGUCCCCGUCGGCGGCGGUACCCGCCGCGCCCGCCGCCCAAGACCCGCCGCCGCCGCGGCCCGCGUCGCCGGAGUGCCCCGACCCGCCCCUCCGCCGCUGGCCGUCCCUCCUCCCCGCCCAAAUCCGGGGGCGCUGAGGGCUCCGAUCCUGCCGCCCACCGGCAACGGCGGCGUCGGCGGUUCUUUCUUCGCCGGAGGUUCGUUUCUGGCCGGAAUCCCGAAUUUCGGCGGCGGCCAGUAUGAUGCCGCCGGCAAUAUGGGGCUUCUGCAGAGUUUUCAGUCGCUACAGCCGCCGAGCGCGAAUCAGGUGUUUCCAGCUCAGCAUCAGGGGUUGAAUAUUGUUAAUCCGGGCCGGCCCGGUUUGAACCCGUGGGCCCAGAGCUUCAUGAGAGGCUCAUCUUCAGCCGGGACAAGCUCCGGCUUCUGGGGUCGGGCUGAAGAAAGUCAACCGGUUCAGAAUCCAUUCAACCCGAAUCACUGGUCGGACAAUAAUAAUAAUCCAGAUGGGGUUUGA
Molecule: messenger RNA, 735 nt
Organism: Striga asiatica
Lineage: Eukaryota; Viridiplantae; Streptophyta; Magnoliopsida; Lamiales; Orobanchaceae
Source: the annotation of a GenBank genome assembly